Molecule: messenger RNA, 620 nt
Organism: Acanthisitta chloris (rifleman)
Lineage: Eukaryota; Metazoa; Chordata; Aves; Passeriformes; Acanthisittidae
Product: mesoderm-specific transcript homolog protein-like
Exons: 7
Molecular function (GO): catalytic activity
Source: RefSeq, a predicted model, not a curated record
AUGAAGGAAUGGUGGGUGCAGGUGGGGCUGCUGAGUGUGCCCCUCCUUGCUGUCUACCUGCACAUCCCACCCCCAAAGCUCUCCCCUGCUCUCCUCUCCUGGAGAUCCACUGGAAGCUUCUUCACCUACAAGGACCAGAACAUCUUCUACAGAGACUCGACCGGAGCCGUCGGCAGCUCCGACAUCGUGGUCCUCCUGCAUGGAUUCCCAACCUCCAGCUAUGACUGGUACAAGAUCUGGGAAGGGCUGACCCAGCGCUUCCACAGGGUGAUUGCUCUGGAUUUCAUAGGAUUUGGAUUCAGUGACAAGCCUAGGCCUCAUCGCUACUCCAUCUUCGAGCAGGCCAACGUCGUCGAGGGGUUGGUGCGUCACCUUGGCCUUGGCCACCAGAGGAUCAACCUCCUGUCCCAUGAUUAUGGAGACACAGUCGCCCAGGAGCUGCUGCACAGGUAUGAGCACAAUAAAACUGGAAGCAUCUUGAUCAACAGCCUCUGUUUAUCCAAUGGAGGGAUUUUCCCCGAAACACACUACCCCAGGUUCAUCCAGAAGAUCCUCAAGGAUGGGGGUUUGCUGUCUCCCAUCAUCCUGCGGCUGAUGAACUUCUUCUUCUUCUCCAGAGG